Phyllostomus hastatus (greater spear-nosed bat) is the source of this 1399-nucleotide messenger RNA. It is a transcript of the gene TMEM89, whose product is annotated as transmembrane protein 89. The transcript is spliced from 2 exons. The coding region runs from base 211 to 693 and encodes 160 amino acids. The record is from RefSeq and is a predicted model, not a curated record. NCBI's taxonomy places the organism in Eukaryota, Metazoa, Chordata, Mammalia, Chiroptera, Phyllostomidae.
CUUCAGUCCCGGGCCCUGAGCCUGCCAUGCCACCCUCCCGGGCCUGGCACUGUACCCACCACCACACUCCAGCACAUUUUUCUGGCCGGGCUGUCCUUGCUGAAAGGCCAGGGGCCCCGCUGGAACCCCCAGCCCCUGCCAGGCCUGCCUCGGGGGGAGGGGUGUUUUCCUGUUGCCAGGCGCCCGGGUUCCGAGGCUCUUACUGCAGCCAUGCCCGGCGACGUACCGUGCUUCCUGCUGCUGCUGCUCCUGCUGGCGAUGUCGGCGCCCUCCCAGGCCUGGUCUCGGCCCCUGUGGUACCAGGUGGGACUGGACUUGCAGCCCUGGGGGUGCCAGCCGAGCAGCCUAGAGGGUUGUGGGACCGGCCUGGGCUGCCCCAGCCACUGGAUGGGCCUGGGGAUGAACCCCAUCUACCCCGUGGCGGGCUUCACGCUCACCACCACCAUGAUGCUGGUCAUCAGCCGCAAGGUGCUCCAGAGGCGGCGCUCACAGGGCAGCAAGAGUGAGCACCUGCAGGUGACCCCGGACAUCUCUGGACCCUGUAAACAGCGGACCCCGAUCUCGGACCACGCCAUUCUCCUCACCGUCCUGCACAUGCUGGACGCCCUGCUGGCCCAGAUCCAGGGCCACCUGCAGAAUCUAGCUGCUCAGCAGCCGGCGCAAAUAAAGGGGACUCCCACCUCGAGUGGGUGACUCAACACACGCCUCUCUCUGCCUGGUGGCCGACUGGGGUGGGGAUGGCCCGGGGCGCCGGGCCAGCCUUGCACCUGUGUGUCUGUUCUCCCACGCCAGCCUGGCCCUGUAUCCCCCGCUUUCUACCUGUAGAACCUGCACGCUGUUGAGGCCUCAGUGCCCCGGUGGGUGGGGCCCAGGCUGGCUCACACUGCUCCAUUGCCCUCUACCAACUGACGACUUCACCCAGAAAUAGAACACUGCUAUUCUGGGGUUCCUCAGGAGGCCCCAGUGGGGUGGGAGGAGACUUGACCAUCAGGUUAGACUGCAGGGAGGCAUGUCCAGAGGUGAGACCCCGGGCUGGGGCUGGAGCAUGGACGGCAAGCCCUGGCCGCCUUCCUCUCUGUGGUGUCUCAGACGUGCGCUGGCGCCCGAGUGGCGCUUGUUCAAGGCCCCAGGAGGUGGAGUGAGGGCUGGACCUCCCCAAAGGGGCCCUCACCCCCCCUCCCUUCCUCUGCCACGGGCAGUCCAGGCUGAGUGGGUACUGAACCUGGGCAUUUUAGGGUCUCCAGAAAAACAACGUAACAUUAUGAAUUCAAAAACAGAAACAAGUGAGUUGAAAUAAUAAGUCACAACAAAUGACAAAUGUUAAAAAGUUGGCAAACACUACAAUGCAAAGUCCAGAACAAUAACAUAUUUGUGGUGUCUUCUUGAUAUGUUUCUGUAA